AUAUUUUACUCUAAAUUCAAUAAAUUGUAUUUAUCAAAACAAGCAUUUCGUCAGAGUUUUAGUGUACUUCAAGAAAUUAAAUGCAACGGUAAUGAUGUAUUCAAAUGGAAAACUGGUUUGUGUAUGUGUAAAGUCGACCAAAGCAGGCAUUAAUGCUAUGAGACGUGUGUACAGAAGAUGCCUAAAUCUGGAUUAUAAAGUUAAUCUCGAUGAAAUACAGGUGACAAAUAUUGUGGCCACUUAUAAUACAGCUAUUGUCUCGUUUGAACCGGAAUUAUUCCCAAAUGCAAUACUCGAUAUGGGAGAUAAGAAGAAAAUUAAUAUGUCAAAAAAUGGCAAAGUUGUGUUUACAGGCAUUAAAACUGAAUUAGAAUUAAACCUAUUGUAUAAAGAU
This is a messenger RNA of Medioppia subpectinata, 394 nucleotides long. Lineage: Eukaryota; Metazoa; Arthropoda; Arachnida; Sarcoptiformes; Oppiidae. The record is from the annotation of a GenBank genome assembly.